This is a messenger RNA of Mangifera indica (mango), 393 nucleotides long. Its product is annotated as GPI-anchored protein LLG1-like. Lineage: Eukaryota; Viridiplantae; Streptophyta; Magnoliopsida; Sapindales; Anacardiaceae. The record is from RefSeq and is a predicted model, not a curated record. The coding region runs from base 1 to 393 and encodes 130 amino acids. The transcript is spliced from 3 exons.
AUGAUCGUGCUAAAUCCUGAAACAAAAAUAUUGCGGCUUCCUUUUGUUAAAUCUGAAGAUCAACUAGUUGAUCUGCUUACAAAGGCUGUUCUAGUAAGAUCUUUCAUAGCUCACUUGACAAGUUGGGAAUUAUGGAAAAUUAUACAGGUGAUGUCUUUGGCGGAAACCUUGGUCAAGCUAAGAAUGAUUGCACUGUGGACUUUUAAGUCUCUGGAUUUCACCAUCCUCACAAGCCAAUGCAAAGGACCAAAUUUUGCAGCCGCUAGCUGUUGUAAGGCUUUUAAAGAAUAUGCUUGCCAUUAUGCCGAUGCAAUUAACGACUCAACAACAGAUUGCGCUACAGUCCUGUUCAACUACAUUAGGGAAAUGGGAUAUUACCAUCCAGGCCGAUAG